Molecule: messenger RNA, 1247 nt
Organism: Ziziphus jujuba (common jujube)
Lineage: Eukaryota; Viridiplantae; Streptophyta; Magnoliopsida; Rosales; Rhamnaceae
Product: protein STRICTOSIDINE SYNTHASE-LIKE 10-like
Exons: 3
Coding region: 57-1103 (348 amino acids)
Biological process (GO): biosynthetic process
Molecular function (GO): strictosidine synthase activity
Source: RefSeq, a predicted model, not a curated record
UUCAAGUCCAUAAUUUGUUUCAUUUCACCCCUCGUUGAGCAAUUGAAAACCACACAAUGCCGCUAUUUAUGGUCUAUAUCUUUCAGUUUAUCUUAUUAUCAUUCCCUAAUGCAAUUUUGUCCUUUGAAGGGAAUUCUGAAAGCAAAAUAGUAGUGCUAAAGUCCUUCAAGCUUUCUCUUCCACCAAACACUACAGGCCCUGAGUCACUUGCUUUUGAUCGUUCUGGUUCUGGUCCUUAUACUGGAAUCUCCGACGGUAGAGUCCUAAAAUACAAUCCUAAGUCAGGAACUUUUGCAGAAUUUGCCACAGUUUCAUCCAACAGGUCUAGGGCACUAUGCGAUGGUAAAAGUAAUCCAGCAUUGGAACCCAUGUGUGGGAGACCACUAGGUUUGGGAUUUGAUAAAUAUGGUACUCUUUACAUAGCAGAUGCAUAUUUCGGGCUUUUGGUGGUGGGUCGCAAUGGAGGGGUUGCCACCCAGCUUGCGACAAGUGCAGGAGGUUUUCCUUUCCGUUUCCUGAAUGCUUUGGAUAUUGAUCCGGAAACUGGCAUUGUCUAUUUCACUGAUGCUAGUGCACGAUUUCAAAGACGUCAAAUAAAUGAGGCAAUCCUUAAUCGAGACAUGACAGGAAGGUUACUCAGUUACGACCCAAGAAGCAAAGAGGUGAGAGUGUUGCUAAAAAAUCUUGAAAUAGCAGUUGGUGUUGCAGUAAGCAAAGGUGGCAAUUUCGUCCUUGUUUCCGAGUUUUUGUCAGAUAGAAUUCUAAGACUUUGGCUCAAAGGUCCCAAAGCUGGUGCUUCAGACAUUUUUGCUAGACUCCCUGCACCAGAUAACAUUAAAAGGAAUCCCAGAGGAGAAUUUUGGGUUGCCGCAAAUAUUGAAAUAGCUUAUGAUCGCGAUCUUUUAUGGUCCGCUAGAGAAGAAGAACAGAAACAAUCUGUGCCUUUAGGCAUAAAGCUCAGUGAGGAAGGCAAUGUGUUGCGGAUGGUGACAAUUGACGCAGGAAAAACUACGGAGUACUCUGUCAGUGAAGUUCAAGAGUCGAAUUCCGGAUUAUAUCUUGGGUCUGUCAUUAACAAUUAUGUUGUUGCUACUCUUAAUUAAUCUAUAAUAUUAUAAACUUUAAUAUUGCUUAACUACUUAAUAUAUGGUUUACUUAUAGCCACAUAUGUUACCAGCUUGGGCCGCAUUAUGUGUACGGAAUAAGAGUAUACUGCUCAUAUGGUUAUUAAUUUAAGGAAAAAAGUA